AUGGGUGUUCUCGAUAUCGUUCCAACUGGUGUUCUCACCGGUGACAACGUGCGUAAAUUAUUCAACUAUGCCCGGGAACAUGGGUUUGCUAUCCCAGCGGUUAACUGCACAAGUUCAUCCACUAUCAACGCAGCUCUAGAAGCUGCACGUGAUGUCAAAGCACCUCUUAUCAUUCAGCUCUCUCAGGGUGGCUCUGCUUUUUAUGCUGGUAAAGGGCUUAGUAACGAUGGCCAACGUGCGUCUAUUCUUGGCGCUGUUGCUGCGGCUCACCAUGUACGCACUGUAGCAAAAGACUAUGGAGUUCCCGUUGUGCUGCACUCUGAUCAUUGCGCAAAGAAACUUUUGCCCUGGUUCGAUGGCAUGCUCGAUGCAGAUGAAGAAUAUUUCAAAGUCCACAAUGAACCACUUUUCAGCUCCCACAUGCUUGAUCUGUCCGAAGAACCAAAGGAUGAAAAUAUUGCCCUCUGCAAAACGUACUUGCAGCGCAUGGCAAAAAUGAAUCUACUUUUGGAAAUGGAAAUCGGUAUCACUGGCGGUGAAGAGGAUGGAGUCGAUAACACUGGCGUUGAUAACAACCGACUUUACACUCAACCGGAGGACGUGUGGGAUGUGUAUCGUGAAUUGAUUCAAGUCAGCGACUUGUUCACCAUUGCUGCAGCUUUUGGUAAUGUACAUGGUGUGUAUAAACCGGGGAACGUCAAAUUGUCUCCGCAUUUGCUUAAGAAGCAUCAAGAUUACGUCCGUGAAAAGUUGGGCACCCAACAAGAGAAGCCUAUCUGGUUUGUGUUCCACGGUGGUAGUGGUAGCGUAAAGAAGGAGAUUGAGGAAGCUGUUUCGUAUGGAGUUAUCAAGAUGAACGUUGACACUGAUACGCAAUGGGCUUAUUGGGAGGGAAUACGAAACUUUUACGAGGCCAAGAAGGAUUAUCUCCAAACUCAAGUUGGAAAUCCCGAGGGUGAGGAUAAGCCUAAUAAGAAAUAUUAUGAUCCUCGUGUGUUCAUUCGUGACGCUGAGAAAUCAAUGGUGAAUCGUGUGAAAGAGGCUUGCCGCGACCUGGGCAACGUCAACAGGUUAUAA
This is a messenger RNA of Paraglomus occultum, 1077 nucleotides long. Lineage: Eukaryota; Fungi; Glomeromycota; Glomeromycetes; Paraglomerales; Paraglomeraceae. The record is from the annotation of a GenBank genome assembly.